This is a messenger RNA of Aspergillus oryzae RIB40, 1026 nucleotides long. RefSeq lists its product as uncharacterized. The transcript has 5 exons. NCBI's taxonomy places the organism in Eukaryota, Fungi, Ascomycota, Eurotiomycetes, Eurotiales, Aspergillaceae. The record is from RefSeq and is a predicted model, not a curated record. Gene Ontology annotation, molecular function: protein binding. Bases 1 to 1026 code for a protein of 341 amino acids.
AUGGCAUGGCUCAUGUCCCUGGGUUUUGUCCACCUGGUUUCGCUGUUAUCUCUAGGUGAAGCCAAGGUAUUGAGCGACUUAUCGGAUGGAUUUUGUCGGAGUUACACUUUCGGGGCGAACAUUGUCAACGAUGUCCUGUACAUGGUAGAUCUCGACGGAGGUCUCAUUCCCGGAGACACGAAUUCCUCGAACAAUUAUCUCGUGCAACUCGAUCUAUCCUCCUCCUUCUCGACUGAUGACGGCGAAAAAUAUAAAAUGAGCUUGGUCGACAGUGAGGUCCCGAAAAUCAAGGGUCAAGCGCUGUGGUCAGACAAGGCCAAUACGACACUCUUUACGUAUGGUGGGAAUUACCUAGACGUCGCAUCGGUAGACCAGGGGUUGUGGACAUACACUAUUGCCGAUGGGUCAUGGAAAUUACAGCAGACAAGUAUCAAGCCAGUGCGACUACAGGGAGGGGCAUACGUCGAUGCGCCCCAGAUCCAAGCUGCGUAUUGGGUAGGCGGGUUUCAAAACAGCGAUACAACGCCCGCCAUCACCGAUAGCACGGUGGACUAUGCGACGGGGAUGAUUCAGUUCAACACAACCACGGGAACAUUUACACAGUUGGAUGCGCCGUUUGCCCCCGUGCAACAGGGAGCGCUGGUAUAUCUUCCCAUUGGAGAAAAGGGGGUCCUGGUGUUUGUGGGAGGCGAAGUUCCGUCUAUCCAGAAUGGGAUCAAUGCAACUUUGACUCCAAACCAAUGGAAUUAUGCAUGGGUCUAUGAUAUUGCAGGGAACAAAUGGUACAAUCAAACCACUACCGGCAGCGUGGCAUCACGAACCCAGUUCUGUGCAGUUGUCGAAAAAGAUCUCUCCACGUCGUCGUACCAGGUCUAUGUUAUUGGCGGAGCGGACUACAAAUCGAAAGACUCCCUCACGGACGUGUAUGUUCCAAUCAUUCCAUAUAGAACAAUCCAACCUAACACCGACUCACCAGCUCCUAUCUAUCGAUCCCAUCGUUCAAAUGGUUUCAAGCCGCGUCGCUGA